UCCAGUAACGAAGAGAGCUCGCGUGUCUCCGUCGCCGCACGGCGCGCUCAGUUAGCACGAGACUCGCGAUCGAGCAGCACAGAGAGAGAGCUAGCCGGUGCUGCGUGCCACGACGACGACGACGACGACGACGACGAAGACCGGCUCUCUUGUCCUCCCUGUCGCUCUCUCGUACGUCCGCUCGCGAACGCUCGCGAGCGCUCGCGACUCGCUGUCGUCGACAUACGUGCGUCGGAUCGACGUCGAUUGACGUCGCAUCGCGGGACAACCUGCGGGGCCCAACCAAGGGAGCCGUGUGCGCGCGUGUACAAGCAACUCAGCCCCUGUCGUCGUCCGCGUUAUUACGACAUUCGCGAGAUUGCCGCCGCAUCACUGAGUGGCAACUGAUCGCGCGACUUGGACACUCGCGCGGAGCGCGCUCGGCCUCCUCCCUUCAACGUGGGAUCGUUUCCUCGCAGAUUGCAGCGCGAAGGUCGGCAAUAGUGACCGCCGAAGCUCAUCGUACGCGCGCGCGUGCCGGAGGACAGUUGGACGAUCAAAUCGCGGUUGGACUCGCAAACGCCAACCGCUGAGACACAGAGUGUCGAGGUACAACACAGCCGAGUCUCGGUUCGCCACGUCGCCGGGUCAAGUCGCGUCGCGAAGUCACCCAGCGACGAGUUGGCGAGUUAUCGCGAGAAAGAGGAGAGAGUUCGGCGACCGCGCGAGGAGCGCGAGGACGAAAUCGAAAGGACCCCGUGGCCGCGGAGAAAGGCGAUCAGAGAAUCGCGCUCACCCCCGGAUUCUUCCGGAGUUCUCUCGCGGAAGGGAGAGACAAGAGCAUCGGCGGAAGAGGAAAAGCGAGAGUCCGCGAGUGAUCUCGAUGGACAAGCUGUGGUGCGCGCAUUGAGAGCGAACGGGGUCCGCUUUCUCCCGUCGGACGACGGCUGCGUUUCCGAUAUUUGCGCACUUUGCGCAGGAAGCCCGAGUGCUGCGUAGAAGCGCCUCGAAUUAUCCGGACGGGCGACCAGAGCCACGCUGGCAACCGACAUCCUGCCACUCGGCGCGAGAUCUCUCUCGCACGGAGGAACCCGCCGCCGAAGAGUUGUGAAAGGAGCGAAGGAUCUAGGUGAGACUUUCUCCCGACGCGGUGACAAAGACACGUAAGACGCUCCCGGUCUUGCGAGAGAAACCUGCCGGCCGAAAUCCGCCACGCCGCGGUGAGAAUCUCGGCCGGGGGAGGAAGAACCGAGUCGCGCGGCCGCAGGAGCGUGUUACGCGCGAGAUAUUACGUCGUCCGUCGUCGGAAUCGGCUUACGAGAGCAACGAGAGGCGAGACGCCUGAUUCUCGUCUGAGAAGAGCGAAAAUACCAUCUCGAAGCGGAGCGCGACAUCCGCGACAACCGCCGCGAGCGAAACAUCCUCGGACUCGCCACACGCGAACAACUCUCGUCGUUUCUCUCGCAGGAGACCAAUUCCACCGCCGCGCACACCUGCGAGAGACCUGCGGUGUCGGUUGUCGCUCAAGGCGACAAGAACCGCGUACCGCGCAUCCUAGAAUCAACAUCACCGUACGCGGCUCGCGGCGAAGCCUCAGCGCGACGACACGCUCCACUUGCCGGUCGAGCUAAGGUCGAGAGCGCUCCGGCGAGAGGAGGGUGGGGAAGUGUCCUCGUCGGAACGGUCGCACGGCAAAUCCGGCAGGAUAGCUCCGCACGUGGACGCCGCGAUGUACGUGACGGAGACGGACGGCGGCCACAAGGUGGCGCCGGCGCCCUCCGCGCGCGUCAAGAGGAUGAUGGACUACAAGUCGGCGAAUCAUCAUCAUCAUCAUCACCAUCAGCAUCACGAGGGCGGUGAUCGUGGCGGCGGCGGCGGCGGAGGCGGAGGCGGAGGAACGCACAUCGCCGCGACGGUGAAGAACACGGUGCGCCGAUUGUUGCGGCGCACCAAGAGCCACCGAGAUACACCGUCGAGCAACAGCGGCUCGACCAACGCCUCGACGAUGACCGCCGCUGUCAACGGCCACGUUGUCGCGCCCGCCUGCGUGCUCACGGCGAGGAGCAAGAACUGCAACGACGCGAGGAGGCCGCAGCCGUCCUUGCCGCCGCCUUCGGACGUCUACUUCAGACGCUACUCCAGGGCGCGCGUGAGACUCCAGACGGGGGAUGGCGUAGGGGUGUCGAGUAGCGGGAGUCGGCUCUCGUCGAGGAGCCGGACCUCCGAGGAGCCUCACAUCGGCAAGUACAAAUUACUGAAGACCAUCGGCAAAGGGAACUUUGCCAAGGUGAAGCUUGCUAAACAUGUGCCCACGGGAAAGGAGGUAGCCAUCAAGAUCAUCGAUAAGACUCAACUGAAUCCUGGUAGCCUUCAAAAGCUGUUCCGUGAAGUCAGGAUAAUGAAGAUGCUCGACCAUCCGAACAUAGUCAAAUUGUUCCAAGUAAUCGAGACUGAAAAGACACUGUACCUGGUAAUGGAGUACGCCAGCGGUGGGGAGGUCUUCGACUACCUGGUCUUGCAUGGACGAAUGAAGGAGAAGGAGGCGAGGGCGAAGUUCAGGCAGAUCGUUUCUGCUGUGCAAUACUGCCAUCAAAAGAAGAUCAUCCACAGGGACUUAAAAGCGGAGAACUUGUUGCUCGACAGCGAAAUGAAUAUCAAGAUUGCAGAUUUUGGUUUUAGCAAUGAAUUCACGCCUGGCAACAAGUUAGACACCUUCUGCGGCUCGCCACCUUACGCGGCGCCGGAACUCUUUCAAGGAAAGAAGUAUGACGGUCCUGAAGUGGAUGUAUGGUCGUUGGGUGUAAUCCUCUACACCUUGGUAUCCGGCUCACUGCCUUUCGAUGGUUCGACGUUGAGGGAAUUGAGGGAAAGAGUAUUAAGAGGAAAAUAUAGGAUCCCGUUUUAUAUGUCCACCGACUGUGAAAAUCUUCUCAAGAAAUUCUUGGUGCUCAACCCGACAAAGAGAGCCUCACUAGAGAACAUAAUGAAAGACAAAUGGAUGAAUAUGGGAUAUGAGGAUGACGAAUUAAAGCCGUACUUAGAACCUGAACCUGAUUAUAGAGAUCACAAGAGGAUAGGUGAGUCUGCCAAGGCCCUAGCCAGUCUAGGAUACACUCGGAGCGAAAUAGAAGACUCCCUAGGACAAGCCAAGUAUGACGAUGUAUUCGCCACGUAUUUACUCCUAGGCAGGAAAACGACAGACCCCGAAAGCGAUGGGUCACGGUCGGGUAGCUCGCUGUCGCUGCGUAACAUUCCGCCUCAAGUCGGCUCGGGUGGUGGAGGAGGUAGCAGUGGAGGGACAGGCGGUGCGGUACAAAGUCCAUCGCAUAGAGGUGUUCACAGAAGUAUUUCUGCUAGCAAUCCAAAACCCAGUAGACGGGCAUCGUCUGGUGGUGAGACUCUUCGGGGCGCACCCAGUCCGGGUAAUGCAACAAAUCACAAUCACGCGACCGCGGUAACUGGCGGCGCUGUAACUGGAAGCGGCGGUAGCAAUUUUAAACGGCAAAACACCGUGGAUGCGGCCACAAUUAAGGAGAAUAGCGCUCGUGUCUCAGCCAGCCGACCUUCCGCACCGAAAAACAGUCCCGGGCAAUUAGAUACUAUGACGAUGUUCAUUCUAGGCGUGGGUACAAGUCCUGGUGGUAAAGCAAGGGUAGGCAAGAGCAACACUAUGAACGCAGGGGUAGGUGGUGGUCGGCCUCUCACCUCACCUGCUCCUGGUUCUGUUGGUCGACGUAGUACCAUCUCCUAUGAUCAAGCGAAAACGUCAUCUUCAUCCACUGAAAGAACCAACGAAGUACCCAGCCUGGGCGAGGGCACUAGACCAACACGGGGUCACACGAAGUCUGCGAGCAUCAGCGCAGGUCACCGUUCCUCAAGUGGCGUACCCCCCAGCGACCAUUCACUACUGGACCCACAACCACGCAACAACUCCUUACUCGCCACUGCUGACCCCCUUAGGCAGAGCUUGGGUGUAUCCGCAAGCAAUAGACUGCCUACAGCCACUACACCAGCAUUUCCACGGAAUGUUCCGAGUCGCAGUACGUUCCAUUCUGGCCAAAACCGAGCACAGCGAAAUCACACUCAGGGUCAUACGCAAACGCAGGACACGAAUGCAAUUAGCCCUCUAGCGAGGCCGUCCUUCUUCUCGAAAUUAUCUUCGAAGUUCUCCAAACGCCCCAUGGACCCAUCCGUACCCCCCAAGCACCCAGUAGUGAGCGGAGCUACCACUAACGACGAACAGGUUAAACCACGCAGUCUACGCUUCACAUGGAGUAUGAAGACUACCAGUAGUCGAGACCCUAACGAAAUUAUGUCAGAGAUCCGAAAGGUCCUGGAUGCCAAUAAAUGCCAGUAUGAACAACGCGAGCGAUUCCUCUUGCUAUGUGCGCACGGCGAAGCGGCGACAGACAGCCAAGUACAAUGGGAGAUCGAGGUAUGCAAGCUGCCGCGGCUUUCCUUGAACGGAGUGCGGUUCAAGCGUAUUUCCGGCACGUCGAUUGGUUUCAAAAAUAUCGCCAGCAAGAUCGCGAACGAGCUCAAGCUGUGACUGUCGGCCACAGGCGCCUUAGCCGCCCGCGCCAAUCCAUAACGACCUCGUGAGCGCAGCCACCAAGUGGCAGUCACCGAGGAAUUUUACUCUUGUUUCUUCUGGGAUUCGGACUCCGAAUCUGACACCCAAGAGAUAUUCGUUUAACGAUUCCUCCGUCCCAGUCGACGAGCGUCGUCGUCAGGUGAGAAUGAGAGAGGGAAGUAGGGGGAUAGAGAGAGAGAGAGAGAGGGAGAGAGAGAGAGAGAGAGAGAGAGAGGGAGAGGGAGAACGCGUCUUCAUUAUCUCCUCUGCGUUGGAGGUACUACUGUAACGACUCUUUAAGAAAAGUCCGAAACUGUGAUCCGUGAUGGCUAAAUACGUAUUCAAAUACUCCCGAGUGCCAAAAUGGAGAACUAGAUCGGGUCCUCGUAACGCCUCCAGAGAGAGAGAGAAAGAGAGAGGGAGGAGGGAGGAGAGAGAGAGAGAGGGAGAGAGAACGCAAGAGUGCAAAAGAAUAUUGAAGUGUGUGUGCGUGUGUGUGAGCGAGAGAACGAGAGAAAGAGAGAGACGGACCAGCUGACCCAUUGACCGUACGAAGAAGUUGGGUUUGGACAUAAUAAUUUACGUUUAUUAGUUUCAAGUUUUCAUUGUUGAUAAGUCGAGAAACGUACAUCCCUGAGCGAAAGUAAAAUCACUAAAUCGUUGACCCGCCCUCCCGAUAUUCGAACAGUCUAAAUCUCCAAUCGCCAACUAUUACUGUUACUACUACAACAUACUACUACUAACACCAUCAUCACCAUUACCAUCAUCACCAUCACCAUCACCAUCACCACCGUCAUCACCGUACCACCACCACCACCGCCGCCAUUAUCACUAUCAUUACUACUACUAUUACUUCCACCACCACCACCACUACCAUCACCAUCAUCAUUACCAUCACCAUCGCUACCACUACUGCUACUGCUACUACUACUACUACUACUAUUACUAUUACUACUAUUAUUAUUACUACCGUUGCUACUACUACUACACUACUAUUAUUACUGUACUAACACCAUUAUUACUAUUACUACUAUCCGCUUCGUUCUCCGAACAGUAUUAUCUGUCUUAUGUAUUCUUGACGUUGAAGCUGUCUGCAUUCGAAUCAGUAUGUCUUCGGGAGGCAUUCGUACACGUUCUUAACGCACGCGCACGUUGUGCUGCUCUGUCAUAAAAUGCUGCUCACGGAGGAAUGAAAUUCAAAUUGGAAGUGUCAAAUGUGCCUAAUGAAGCAUCACUUACGUCGUUCACCUUUCUCACGAGAAAAGUGUUCCUUAUAUAAUAAACUAAAGCGACUAUUUUACCAUCUUGCGGGAGGUAGAGGAAUGUGACAGUACAUCUACAACGUCAAGAGUUUACUCUGUAACUACCCGUUUCUUCUGGUCUUACGUUUUAUAUGUACAACUUUACAACACAGGCAGGUUUGGUCUCUGAAACAGACGUAUUUCGUAAAAUCCGUCGAGAAAAAAAGACAGAGAGAGAGAGAGAGAGAGAGAGAGAGAAAAGGAGAGAUAGAGUGAGCGAAUAAAAGUGAGAGUGAGAGAGAAAGGGGGAUACGUAGCGUUCGGUCGAUUAAGCAUCUACCUUCAUUCAUCGACAUAUUAGCUAAAAGUAAUGAAUUGAAUUAUUUUAAUGUUGCACGAACGUGCAGCCGCUUACUUUUUUCGAACAUUUUUACAAUACUUUACUUUUCUUUUUUAUCUGUAGUAUAAGUUUGAAAAUACACAUGCACUAUAGACAUUAGCUAAUUAACUAAAACAUAAUAAUUAUUGUUAAUAUAAUAUUUUUAUUUCUAUCAUAGACGAGAGACAAGUAAUAUAGUACGCGCGAUGCUAUAUGAAGGUAGAAACAGGAGUUAUUAAUAUAAUUUAGGGAUACCAUCGAACUAUUACUCGCGUUUCAUGUGAAUAAUAUACACAAGUACUUCAUUCAUGCAGAGAGUUGGAAUUCUAAUCUAAAUUACAUUCAGUAAUAACGAGAUCUGUUGUUUCUAUACAAAGGAUGAACGAUAACGUUAAAUUUAAGUAUUGUAAUUGGCUAUACUGUACUACUUAAUCCUUUCAUUCGCAGAGGUAUUCGCAGUUUCGAAUGACGUAAAAUUAGGGAUUUUGCUGUAAACACGUAGAGGCGAACUAGAGAGACUUGGUGUGUAUAUAAAUAUAUAUUACGAAGGUACUAAAUUAAUAAAGCGAGAGAUAGGGGAGAGCAGAAGAGAAAGCCUCACACACCGAGAUCAUAAAUACACUUCGGAACUCAAGUAUCAACAAACUUUUUAUAUUUGCCUAAGAUUAAUGAAGUAUGUUACUAAAUAGGCAAUGACUAAUUUAUUUACAUACUAUAAACUCAAUGAUUUUUCACAUUUCUAACACUUGCUACACUGAACUACAGAGUAACUUCAGCGCACGACACCAUGUACGAGCCGCGUACAUCGUGUUGCAAAUCGUGAAACGACUGAUAGCAACUAAGUAUCAGCGCCAAUUGUCUGUACCGAACAUCUUGACGAAAAAAAAAAAAAAUGAUUCUAAGUGCUAAUGACUAACGCGCAGAGCACUGGCAUCGGGACUUAUCUUCUUUACGUAUAUCACCAUGCAGUUUCGUGUCGUCGGAUUACUCCAUGAACCAAUAAGCAAGAUAAUGUAAUAUAAUGAUAGAGUAAUAAUGUUAUUGAUUUACAAGAUAAGUGUCGAGAGUUAAAAUGCAACAUUAUUCACACCCCUCGAAUACGAGAAACCCAAUCAUCACUGUAGAAAAUUAGACCGGAGAGAAUAUUACGAUCGAGAGUUUCUUUUUUCCAUUUGUUCCUGCAUCAGAUCAGAGUUAGUGUACCGAGUACAAUAUCGAACGUCGAUAUAUCGCUAUCGUGUAAAGAAAAAAAGAGACGGAAUAAGAAGGAAGAGACGGAAGAGCAAAAAGGUAAAAAGAAGCAGCAGAUUGUAAUUUGGAAAUGAUCGUUGUAACAAAAUGACGCUAGAGUUAUACACCAUAAUAGCGACUAUUAUUAAUGUUAACGUAAGGCCCCCGAAAUAGCGUUAAAUAAUGGUAUAUCCCCGGCGUAUAGGCGAAAUAAUUAUAUACCGUAAUCUAUACAUAAACCCACCCCUACGCUCGCUUGCUUUAUGAAAUAAAUGUAUAAAUUAAUGAUCGCGAGAGAUGCUUAAACGGGAGGAGACAUAAAAAUUUUAAAGAGAUAUUCGUGAUUUUAAUGUCGGAGGAGGACUUAUCAAGACAAUUACAGAAGAGAGAAAGAGAAAAAGAGAAAGCCGCAGCCGCACGGGCGACAUUGUAGAUCCAGCUCGACGUGGACGUCGGUCGUGGAGCUUUUGUGAUUUUUUUGUAUGUAAAUGCUGUGAAACACACAUUUCUCUCGCGUGUGUCGCCCGUACAGCUGUGCACUACUCAACACGCACAUACAUGUACUCACAUACACAUAUACAUACAUACACAUCACAUACGAGAUACAAAAAUACUUAACAACAGUGAACAAGAAAAUAUACACACGCAUACAUGUCAGUCUCUGUAGAUAGAUACAUACAUACAGCUUUGCUAAGUGUUCUCUGGUGAUCGGUAUCUAGCCAAAAUGUAGCAAAACGUUUAUAAUAAAAUGGUAACACGCA
Molecule: messenger RNA, 8163 nt
Organism: Harpegnathos saltator (Jerdon's jumping ant)
Lineage: Eukaryota; Metazoa; Arthropoda; Insecta; Hymenoptera; Formicidae
Product: serine/threonine-protein kinase MARK2
Exons: 16
Coding region: 1709-4528 (939 amino acids)
Biological process (GO): microtubule cytoskeleton organization; protein phosphorylation; intracellular signal transduction
Cellular component (GO): cytoplasm
Molecular function (GO): tau-protein kinase activity; ATP binding
Source: RefSeq, a predicted model, not a curated record